This is a messenger RNA of Miscanthus lutarioriparius, 405 nucleotides long. The record is from the annotation of a GenBank genome assembly. NCBI's taxonomy places the organism in Eukaryota, Viridiplantae, Streptophyta, Magnoliopsida, Poales, Poaceae.
AUGGCCGGCGUCGCCGCAGCAAGAGCAGCGGCAGCAGCGAUGGCAGCGGUGGUGCUGCUCCUGGUUGUGUCGGCGCCGCCGUCGGCGGACGCCCACGUAGUGAUCGGCGCGUACAACACGACGUGCCCGCAGGCCGAGGACGUGGUGCUUACGGAGAUGACGGCCAUCGUGGCCAAGUCGCCGGACCUCGCGGCCGCCGUGCUCCGCCUCUUCUCCGUCGACUGCUUCACGAAAGGCCCGUUCAUCCUGCUCCCAACUGGUCGGAGGGACGGCAACAGGUCCGUGGCCGCCGACGUCGCCCUCAACUCGCCGCCGCCGGGCGCCAACAUCACCGACAUCAUCGCCCUGUUUGCUAAAAAGUUCAACCUCACCGCCAAGGACGUCGCUGUCCUCUCCGGUUUUUAA